AUGAGUUCCAUUGGGUUCUUUGUGCGAUCCAAAUCCAGCACUGCGUCAAUAUAUUCUCCGUUGUUCGACUCUCGGAGCCACCGGAAGGGGUCAACAUCCAUACCCAUUUCGCCGCUGUGUGUGAAGAUGAUGUCGGCGGAGGCCAGAACGAGCUUAGGGUUCAAGAAUUUUAUGGAAACUUUCACUGUGAAUGUGCAGAGAGCUGAGAAUAGGGCACUGAAUGUUCCAUUGAUUGAACCAUUUACUAUUGCAUCUUCGAGGCUUGAAAUGGUGGAGAAUGUAGCGAUAAGGAUCGAAUUGAGUAAUGGGUGUGUUGGAUGGGGCGAGGCGCCGAUUUUGCCUUUUGUCACUGCGGAAGAUCAGCCUACCGCCAUGGCGAAGGCCGAGGAGGCCUGCGAGUUACUGCGACAGAGACCGCCGAGUACUUUGGGCUCAGCGAUGUUGCAGAUCAGCGAGGCUCUUCCUGGACAUGAAUUUGCUUCUGUUAGAGCAGGAGUAGAGAUGGCGUUGAUUGAUGCAGUUGCUAACAGCAUUAACAUACCUCUAUGGAGGCUAUUUGGUGGAGUUUCAGACAGUAUAACCACUGAUAUAACAAUUCCUAUUACUUCUGCCUCUAAUGCUGCCAAAUUGGCUGCAAAAUACUGCGAUCAAGGGUUCAAGACGCUGAAGCUGAAGGUCGGAAAGGACCUAAAAGCUGAUAUUGAAGUUCUUCAGAGCAUCAGAUUGGUCCAUCCUGAGUGCGAAUUUAUCCUGGAUGCUAAUGAGGGAUAUGACACAGAGGAAGCUAUUCAAGUUCUUGAAAAGUUACAUGAAUUGGGGGUGACUCCUACUCUAUUUGAACAACCAGUUCAUAGAGACAACUGGGAGGGUCUUGGACAUGUUAGUCAUAUCGCUCGAGAUAAAUAUGGGGUAUCUGUUGCAGCUGAUGAGAGCUGCCGGAGUGUAAAUGAUGUUAAGAGAAUAGUGGAAGGGGAUUUGGCAGAUGUUAUAAAUAUUAAGCUUGCUAAAGUUGGAGUUUUGGGGGCCAUUGAGAUAAUUGAAGUAGCAAGGGCUUCAGGACUCACCUUAAUGAUUGGUGGUAUGGUAGAAACUAGACUUGCCAUGGGCUUUUCUGGUCAUCUUGCUGCUGGCCUUGGGUGUUUCAAAUACAUUGACUUAGAUACACCACUUUUGUUGUCAGAAGAUCCAGUUCAUGGGGGUUAUGAAGUUUCCGGUGCUGUGUACAAGUUCACAAAUUCCAGAGGCCAUGGUGGUUUCCUUCGCUGGGAUAACAUUGCAUUGUAAGUUAUAAAGUCUCCAUUGAAGAUGCAGAUAUGAGCUUUAUCUGCUAUUUUAUUUUCCCUCAGCCUUGUUUGAUUAUAUGUGUAAUGUUUGUAUAUAAUCAUUACUUUCAUUUCCAUCUUGACAAUACAAUACCUUUACUUUUGCUCCAUGCUUUCCCCUGAACCCAAGUCUUUCCCAAUCCUUAUAUUUCCAUUUUUCUUUUUGGGUAAUUGAGAAUUUUUAAGUUUGUAUUAAAUAAACAUGGGCGAAUCCUUUAAGACUUUACUCGAAUAUUCAUCAGUCCU
Messenger RNA from Benincasa hispida (wax gourd), 1568 nucleotides. RefSeq names its product cytochrome P450, family 77, subfamily A, polypeptide 5 (gene CYP77A5P). Gene Ontology annotation, molecular function: racemase and epimerase activity, acting on amino acids and derivatives. The record is from RefSeq and is a predicted model, not a curated record. NCBI's taxonomy places the organism in Eukaryota, Viridiplantae, Streptophyta, Magnoliopsida, Cucurbitales, Cucurbitaceae.